This is a messenger RNA of Funneliformis geosporum, 957 nucleotides long. NCBI's taxonomy places the organism in Eukaryota, Fungi, Glomeromycota, Glomeromycetes, Glomerales, Glomeraceae. The record is from the annotation of a GenBank genome assembly.
AUGACAAAAAUUUGUCUCCACAUUAAUCCUGAAUGGGAUCCUUUUAAAAGUAUAGAUGAAAAUGAUACAAGUGAUAUUAUUACAAAUGACAAUUCACCAAAGAAUGACUCGAGUGUUAUCAUCAUUGGUGAUAAUCCAUCUAUAGUUAAUGAAGAGGAAAACAUCAAAAAUGAUACUACUUCACAGGAUAAUCAUGACAUAGUAAACGAAGAAGCAGAACAAGUUAUAUCAUCUCCAAAGGACGUACCAUUUACGAUUAUAACGGGAGCCAGUGAAAAUCAUUUUUGCCCUUUAAAAAGUUUUCUUUACACGACUCAUGAAACCAUAAAAGAAUUCAAAAAGGCAAGGGUAAUAGUAUAUGAUUUGGGGUUAUCCAACGAACAAAUAGAAAUCCUUGGUCGACUUCAAAAGAAAGGAUACCUAACGAAAUUAAAAAAGUUGGAUUGGUCGAAAUAUCCUAAAUUUUGGAAUAUAUCAAUAGCAAGAGGAGAAUACGCUUGGAAACCUGGAAUGAUUCAUGAAAUAUCAAAAGAAUAUCCUGGUUACGUAAUUUGGUUGGAUAGUGGAACUAAAGUAAAGAAAUUCUUCUUCAACAAUCUAGUUGGAUUUUUAGAAGAUUUUGAUGGAUUAGUUACACCAAAUUCACCCGGUAACAUGAAAACCUGGACUCAUAAAGGGGUUUAUGAAUAUUUUCACGAUGAUCAUACGAAAUAUGAUAAAUUACCAAAUUGUAAUGGUGCAGCUAUAGCAUUUGAUACUAAUCGUACUCAAACGUUAAUUGAUGACUGGUAUAAUUGCGCUUUAGAUAAAAAUUGUAUUGCCCCACCUGGGAGCAGCAGGAAAAAUCACCGUCAAGAUCAAGCCUUGCUCACUUAUUUUGCCGCCAAAGAAGGCAGGAUUUGGGAUUUGAAAUAUUCACAAAAAAAUAUAAAUACGAAUGUAAAAGUUAUCGUAUAA